GGUAAAGAAUGGAGGGGCCAAUCCUCCACCAGAAGUUCAGUAGUCUCCAGAAGGUCUCAAGAACAAGAUGCAGAGAUGAAUGGAGCAAGUGGAAUGGUUGGAAGGCGCCAUAUCCGUAAAGAAGACGGAGAAGAAAGUCGAUCCGAUUUAGCACGGGUUGACAGGUCCUGUAGCGUCGAAUCCGGGUCUCCAUCGAAGCUUUUAGUGCAGCAUUGUCGAGACGGUCCAGGGAGGCACGAUGCAACCCUAUCCACCCAUGAUUGGUUGUUGCUCUGUGAAUUCCAUCGCGAGCCGGGUGGAGUCGUGGACCUCUGUUUUCUCGGGGAAGGAAGUCGAGCUUCGGAGAGUGUUGGGCAUUCCCACUUUUUGCCUGCCCCCCCGGUUGCUGGUUGGGGACCUUUUUUUCUUUCUCUCUCUCUCUCUCUCUCUCUCUCUCUCAUUCUAUGCUGCAGCAAUUUCCCUGGCAGAUGCAGAGAUACAUAUGCGGACGACAUGGUCUAUUUGGCCCAAUUCAGAACCUUUGCGAUCGGAUACCACGCGCGAGGUGACAUUCUGGGAGUUGAUCUCUUCUAAAAUUGGUCUUCGGGGGCCGGAUGAUGGAUCCCCAAUCUCACUCAAUAUCACUAAACAUCGGCAUCUUAGGUUCAGUUUUGGAAUCUUGGAAUCCUUCUUGACCGCCUUCACCGGGCUCUCUCUCUUGCUCUCCCCUUUCCUCCCCCCCUACCAACAUCAACAUCAUGCCGUGCCGUAGCGUAAGGUAGGAGGGGAGGAGCGAGAAGUUGUCCAAUACCAUGAGGGCGAGGGCUGAGACGCACGACUCAAAAGGGCAUGGGACGGAAGCACUAAGAAAUAAGCCAUACUGAAUCAUUCUCUCGUUGCCGCCGCCUACAACCUAUUAGUGCACCUUCCCACUUCUGCCGUCCGGUCGUCGUCUCGUCGACUUCCCCCCUCGUCGCCUAGGACUCUAUCCAUAGACUCCAUUCGUA
Messenger RNA from Colletotrichum godetiae, 986 nucleotides. RefSeq lists its product as uncharacterized. The record is from RefSeq and is a predicted model, not a curated record. The transcript has a single exon. The coding region runs from base 239 to 751 and encodes 170 amino acids. Lineage: Eukaryota; Fungi; Ascomycota; Sordariomycetes; Glomerellales; Glomerellaceae.